AUGGGAAGGCCUCCUUGUUGUGAUAAAGCAAAUGUGAAAAGAGGCCCUUGGACUGCUGAGGAAGAUGCAAAAAUUCUUGCUUAUGUAGCCAGUCAUGGAAUUGGCAACUGGACCUUGGUCCCUCAGAAAGCAGGUCUGAAUAGGUGUGGAAAAAGCUGUAGGCUCAGAUGGACCAAUUAUCUACGUCCUGAUCUUAAGCAUGACAACUUCACACCUCAAGAAGAAGAGUGCAUCAUUGAGCUUCACAAAACCAUUGGUAGCAGGUGGUCUUUAAUAGCAAAGCAAUUACCUGGGAGAACAGACAAUGAUGUCAAAAAUUAUUGGAACACAAAACUGAAGAAAAAGCUUGUGAACAUGGGAAUUGACCCUGUAACACAUAAACCAUUUGCUCAAGUCUUUGCUGAGUAUGGAAAAAUCAGUGGUCUCCCAAUUCAAAAUGCAAGAAAUCAUAUCUGUUUGCCCAACAAUACUACUGAAAUAUCAAAGCAACUUCCAUUCUCAUUACGAGAAAACUACUCCACUCAAAAAUACACAUGGGAUCCUAAGGCUCAGUAUCAAGUCAUCCAUGAGGAGACUCUUCAAACACACAGUUUUAGUGAAGUCUCCCCCUUGAUUUCAUCAGCAACUUAUUUUAACCCAACAGUAUUCAGCUCAUCGUCUUCUUACGCUUCCGUGCAAUCUCAGGUUCAUACCACGGCAUCUUCUUCGUCAACAUCUACUUGGAACGAGUUUGUAUUUGGAGAUCUGUGUACAUCCACAGAUACAGAACAAAAACAGGAAUACCAACUCCAAGCUGGGAUAUAUUUGUCAAAGGAUCUGUCAAAUUCAGUUCACAAGGACAAUCCUACUUGUGGGGAAGUGACUGAAGUUGAGGAAAACCAAUCUGUUGAAGAAGCCACUUGUUCCUCUGCUGUGGAUUCGUUCGUGGACACCAUCUUGGCUCGCGACAAGCAAAUGCUAAUGGAUUUUCCUCCACUUUUAGAUGUAUACCUUGAUUAUUGACUAUUGAUAUACAUGGUGUUACAAUUUCGCGAGUUGGAAUAAAUGUUAAGAGGACUCUUUUGCUUUGCCAAUUCCCUUUACCCCUAUUGCUAGGAGCCUGUUUCGAGUUCCUCAGCUUAUGCUCUAACUUCUAAUAGUAACCGUAAGAGAUUUUCUAUUUCCUUCUUAUUAUAGCCAAAGUAAAGGUUUCAAGAAUGAAAUGCCCUGCAAAGCAAACCGAAGAAAAGAUUUAAACUCACAAGAGUGAAACCAUAGUCAUCUAUAUGCCUAGAGAAAGCGAGAGAGAUCACACGUAAAAGCAUACACACCCCCAAGUGCAUCUUGAAUCUUUCUUACUCCGGCUGUGAAGAGA
Molecule: messenger RNA, 1354 nt
Organism: Nicotiana tabacum (common tobacco)
Lineage: Eukaryota; Viridiplantae; Streptophyta; Magnoliopsida; Solanales; Solanaceae
Product: transcription factor MYB35
Source: RefSeq, a predicted model, not a curated record